GUAAGCUGAGUGCGGACGGAGGAAAAGGAAAGCUCAUUACCAGAGGUUGCGAGACACGCCAGCUAACCAUAUACAGGUGAGCCGUCCUUGUUAGUUAGUUAGUGUAACUAUCACUGAUAAACGAAGAGGAAACCCACUGAAGACAACAAACCAAGAGUAAAGCUACAGUUUGAGGACCGCGAAGGAAGCGGGAAUCGGCAGAUGGAAAUCAGGAAGGGCAGUGACUUUGACUCAGACUUCUGGAGCAGACUGUUUCAUGGGGCUCUGACUGCAGAAAAAGAAGGCAGGAAAAUGACCUAAAUAGUAACCAAUGUGACGGACAACCUGGUGCAGAUGUGUUUGUGGUAAUUUUCCCAGUUUCAACCACAAGGAAGACACAUGCAUCAGCGCUCAUACACGUACACCAUAUCUACAGAUUCUGCCCUUCCCUUCCUGCCAUUCGCCCCAGUCCUCCAUGGAUUCCUACAACUUCCACUUUGAGAGAAUGAGCAACGUGGAUCUGCAUCCUCUGAGCAUGCCUGUCAGCCGGCUUUCCCCAGCCAAGUCCAGCAGUAGCAUCGUCGACCAACUUGCACACCACCAACACGGCAAAGGAGACUCUGCCUAUAGCUCCUUCUCUGGUGGUUCCACUGCCCCAGACUAUCCAUCUCCCUUUCUUCCAGAGGACCUUCAGCCAAACUCCUUCAGCCACUAUGCUGAUCUUAAGUAUAUAAAGUCCAUUUACCAUCCGACCCAGGUUCUGCAGUCUGACUCAAAGACCAUGGACCAGCUCUAUCGCUCAGUUGAAUCUAUCACCCAGGAGUACCGCAACAAAACUAACACUAAUGUAAACCACCUUAACUACAAUGGCAGUAACAGUGUCCAUACCAACAACAAAGCACUCUCAAAAAGAGAGAUGCAUUUGGGGAAUUCAGCCCAAAGUGCUGUCCCUCCUGUCCGUCCUCCUCCAGUUCCAGCACGCCUGGAUAGUUUUAUAGCUACUAAAAACUUUGAAAACAUCCAUCAUAAUAAUGCUGAAUUUCAGCUCCAGCAGCCUUAUCAGAAGGCCAGACCCCAAGUUCGGCAGCACCAUGAUCUAAAUGCCACAAAACCUGAGACAGCUAAUGCUGAUACAAGCAACUCGGACUUCACUUCUGACCCAGUAUACCCAGUUUGGAGAGGCUCUCAACAGCAGCAGCCACAGGCACAGGUGCCACCAAACUACCGACCCCACUUCCAGCCUAAUGAUCAGACCAGGCUGCCUCUGAACCCAGAAUACCUAUCCAUCAAAGAGAACAAAGCUGCCUCUGAGCAGCAGAAGUCAGCAAACAAUCUAAGCCGAUCUAUUCCUCGAGGCACAAGUCAGCCUGACCACCUGCCAGCCAAAAAGCCCCCGAGCACUGGUGGAUGUAAUGGAGACCAUUAUAGCAAAGCUAGUAAGCGCCAUCUUGAAAGUCAGCGCAAAAGGGCACAUUCUGCUUACGACUGGCUUGGUUCAGAGCCAGCCCGAGCUGCCAACCCCUGGGGGAGUAAUGAUCAGAGUCUUAUCAGCGGCAGCAGCAUUCAGCACAAGGGUCAAUACUACUUUGUCACUGGAGUGUGUAAGCUGUCUGAGUCUGGUUUGAAGACACACUCUCUUUCUGUUUGUGGUUCUGAGGCUGGAAGUGAAGUCUCUACUGUGUUGGAGACGCACAAGCUAAGAGAAAGAUGCCACAGCACAAUGGACAAUUUGUUUAGACCUCUCCAAGAGACUUCUCGCUCUUUCAGUGGUACAAUUCUAGAUGAAAAUGAUGUUUUCACUUCUGUUACCCCAGGAAAAGAUAUGAUCUCUGAGAGUCGGGAGCAACUUAAACCGUCCUUUAAGCUGACGCAGUCCUCACGAAGCUUCGAUGCCUUAGAAGAAAUCGACACAGUGCAGAAUCGAGAAAUUGGCCGGCACACUGCCAGCAACCCUAUAUUUUAUUGUGGUCCCGAAAGAAGCUGCUCACAAUCAGCCUCACCAACAAUGGAGGAUACAUCACUGAUUAGCAAUGAGCAGUCCAACCACCACAAGAGAGACGAUCAUGCAAAGAGAGGGAAAUGGCAGCCCUUAGGGGAUGUUGCAAGUGAGAGGAUAAACAAGGAAACAACCCCGCUUCUGUACCACCUCACUGGUGCCAGCAGAGCAGCAUUACAGCCCAAGAAUGAGCCUGGGAUCAGUGUAAAAGGCAAGGAAACAGUCUUAAACAAAACAGGCCAAGGUGAUGUGCCAGUAAAUGACAGUGAGACACCUCCACAGGGUGAUAUUAGCAAGAAUAAUAGAGGUGAUGAUAUUUCAGUUGCCUGUAACACCUUGGAUGACUCAUUUAAAAAGUACUACAAAGAGAAGCUGAAGGAUGCUCAGUCAAAAGUUCUGAGGGAGACGUCAUUUAAAAGGAGGGACCUGCAGCUGUCGUGGCCACACCGGAUCAGGGAAAAGCCAGAGCUGAGACCUGGAGUGAUUCAUCGUUUCUCUUCAUCACAGGACUCAGAGACUUCUAGCGACACGCUUACUCCUUCUGUCACUUCAGAAGGGAUGGAGAAGGGGAGCAUAAAAGAAGAAGACAUCAGCGAUCACAUGGAGAUUGGCAAAAAGCAUGAAAAUGAAAGUGGGAGGCCAACAAAUGUUGCCCAGCCACAGGUGGCACGAAUUGGAAGCAGAAAGAGACUGACUCCUGAGCAGAAGAAGAUGUCUUACUCGGAGCCAGAGAAACUCAACCACCUCGGCGGUGGCCCACACCACUCAGCCUGCCGUUCAUUUGGCAAUGAAAGUGACGACCUGUUUUUGGAUCAAAAUGAGGGAGAGGAGCAGGUGCCGCAAGAAGAGCAGGGAUUGGUUGAAGCACGGAGGAAGAUGUUUGAGACAAGAGGUCGAGCUCUUUCAACCUCGAGCACCUCGAAGACAAACCUAAAACAUCUGCGACAUCAGGCUCUGGUGGAUUACAUGGAGCGUAAGACGGGCCAUAAAGCGACCGAACCCCAGCAACCAACGUCUCAGAUACCACCUCCACCCAGACAGAGGCACUCUCUUGGGGAGAAACCAUUUGACUGGCCAGGUCCCAGGUCUCUAUGGGGGAAUUAUGAAGCUAAAAAUACAAAGAAGAAGCUUAACAGACCCCACUCUGCAGGCCGAAUCCUCGAUUCCUCCACCAGCUCGAUCAGGUAUGCACAGUUCUUCUCAGCACAGUCCUGUUCAGGCCAAUAUAGUGGCCAGCAAAAUCAGUCCAGAUGGAGAGAGAGCCAAGGUCCUUCUCAGGGAAAGUCUGCAUCAGCGGAGAGUCUCUUGGACCAGCCAGAACCACCCAGUUUCCUUAGGAACCGUUCCACAUCCACACCGCACACACUUGAGGCAAAUGAAUAUGAGGAGGAUCUACUACCAGCUAAUACUAUGGAGACCAGCAGUUCUGAGAAGAUUGCCAUUAAGGAAUCCUCGAGAAAGUCAGCUCCUGUGGACCAUCACCAGGUCCGUGUACCGUCACAGAGGGGAAAAUCCAUGGAAGAGCUUGGGGUAUCCCAGGUGACAAAGGUGUCAGCCCUGAGUAAAAGUUCUGAACAGCUGGAUCAUCUGCGGAGGUAUUCGAGUGAGAUGGGACGACCAGACUUUUCUGAUGAAAGAGAAGCCCAGGGGCAGGAAAGAAGGAGGAAGAAACUAAGUGUUUUGGAGAAAACAGGAAAAGAGCCAGAGAUUGUUGGUCAGAAGCACACUCAGGGACAGUCACAAAACCAAACCCAGAGGAAAGCCCUGUUGAAGGACAACUCAAAGGAGGAUGCUACAGUCAGAUCAAGGAACUCAAGUGGAUCAAUCUCCCCUAUCUCCUCCUCUUCCCCUUCUCAGGCCAAGGUUCAUCCUGUGAGUCCUGGAUCUCAUGGCCCUGUCACAGAUGAAUGCAGGUCUAGCAGAUCGCCUAGUGAGACUUCCUCAAACCCACCGUCCCCUGGAGGUGAAGAGAUCACUGAGAGGGAGAUUAAAUCCACUGUGUCCACCCCCACUCAGACAAAGCUUCCUUUUGAAAACAGAUCCAGCAGAGGCAGCACAUCUUCUGUGACUGAAUCAGAGAGGGAGCAGUCGGUGAAUGAACCAAGCAGUAAUGGCCAGCCACCUGAUUCAAACCAUGAGGUGUCUCUGAGCUGUGGCGUCACCACAGAUCCUUUGCUCUGGAUUCUGUCACCAGAAGAAGAGGUCAAAGAGGAAGUCAAGACUACACCUCUGACUGACAGUGUUUUUGACUCCACUAGUGCAGUCCCUCUAAAGCAGAUGAGUGAAACCUCUGUGUCUCCCUGCACGUCGGUCUCCGACGAAGACAUCAGUCAUCAGGUGGAUGAGGAGAAAGAUCUGGUAAUGGAAGAUGAGAAUGUGGGAGAAAACCAGGAGAUGGAGGAAAGGGGAACACCAGAGGGAGAGACGGAGGGCCAGGAGACACCUGCUGAGAGACCUAAGUGGGAGGAGCUUGUAGAAGCAGUUGUCGGAGCCGACCAGACGUUAGCUAGAGUGCUCUACCCACUGACCAAUCGUAAGACAGCGCUCAUGCUGAUGGAGCAGCUGCUGUCGGAGGACACACUGCUCAUGGAGGAGCACUACAAGAAGAAACAAGAGCAGAAUGGAGCAGCAGAAAGUGCUGAAACAGUGGAAGGGUCGGAAGCCUCUCCCUGUCCCCCUGCUCCCGACAGUGAGAAAUCAGCAGACCUGCAAAGCAAAACUGACAUCACAGAGAAGAAGCGUUUGUUGGCUUCGUACAUCGAGGACCGCCUGCGCUCGUAUGAAGAGACGCGUGGAGCCCUCCAGGUAGAGGUUCAGGAGAACACAGCCCGCGGGGAAGCGCUACAGGUGCUGGUCCGUGAGCGUUGUCUCCCUGUGGAACUGGAGAGGUACAACCUGUUCAUAGGUGACCUGGAGCGGGUGGUCAGUCUGCUGCUGUGCCUGUCUGCUCGGCUGGCCAGGGUACAGAACGCCCUGAGCACCGUGGAUGAGAACACUGAUGCUGAGGAGAAGCAAUCUCUGGACAGUCGCCAUCGUCUGCUAUGCAAACAGAGGGAGGAUGCCAAAGAUCUGAAGGAUAACUUGGAUCGCAGAGAAAACCUCGUCUCCACCUUCCUGUCACGCCAGCUGUCCGCCGAACAGCUACAGGACUACCGGCGCUUCGUCCAGACCAAGGCGUCGCUGCUCAUCCGGCAAAAGGACCUGGAGGAGAAGCAGAGGCUGGGAGAGGAGCAGCUGGAGGCCCUUACCGGCAGCCUGGAUCUGUGAGGGGGAAAUUUUGGAUUUGCUUCGCUUACCUAAAAUGAGGAUGGCUUCUUCAGAAUGAGACAUGUAGAGACAUGUUGGCUUUGUAGAGGCCCAGCUGGUCUCUGCAACCCUUUGCACUCUGUCAUGACUGUUUUGGUCAUUGAAAAGAGUUUAGCAGAGUUACACCAAGACCCACGAUACCCCUCUUCUAUUUGUUUAUAUAGGCAGUGCAUGAGGUGAGCAGUAAUGACUGAAGUUGCUUACCUUCCUGUCAUCUGCUGAGACUCAUAAAUGCUCACUGACUCCGCCCACCACUGUUUCCAGGCUUGUCCCACUACGGUACAUCUUUUACUUCGAACAGGAGUGAACUGUUUUUGUUUGGGGGGUUUUCUGUGUGCCUUGAUGAUAGCUGAAGCUGUGGAACAUUUUCCAUUAGAGCUGCUGUGGGGACACUUUUUUAGCAAUGCAGAAACCCUCCCUUCACUUUUCAUUAGUGCUUCAGCCCUGUAUCUGCACCUGUGGAAACCUACUAUAAGCUUUAAGAUUGUAUUUGAGCAGCGGGAGGACGCCAGUGAAAGAAAGCAGUCUGAAAGAGAGCGAUGUACUGUAUCAUAUCAGUAAAAAUGUACAAUAGA
Messenger RNA from Maylandia zebra (zebra mbuna), 5856 nucleotides. It is a transcript of the gene shroom1, whose product is annotated as shroom family member 1. Gene Ontology annotation, biological process: actin filament organization. Lineage: Eukaryota; Metazoa; Chordata; Actinopteri; Cichliformes; Cichlidae. Gene Ontology annotation, cellular component: apical junction complex; apical plasma membrane; cortical actin cytoskeleton. The record is from RefSeq and is a predicted model, not a curated record. Gene Ontology annotation, molecular function: actin filament binding.